This is a messenger RNA of Mercenaria mercenaria, 2485 nucleotides long. RefSeq names its product paired box protein Pax-1-like. Gene Ontology annotation, molecular function: RNA polymerase II cis-regulatory region sequence-specific DNA binding; DNA-binding transcription factor activity, RNA polymerase II-specific. The coding region runs from base 212 to 1042 and encodes 276 amino acids. The record is from RefSeq and is a predicted model, not a curated record. Gene Ontology annotation, biological process: anatomical structure development; regulation of transcription by RNA polymerase II. The transcript is spliced from 2 exons. NCBI's taxonomy places the organism in Eukaryota, Metazoa, Mollusca, Bivalvia, Venerida, Veneridae.
CUCAACUUUUCUGUAAACUUUCAUGCCUUUUGACGAGAUUUGCGUUUUGCUCCAUUUCCUAUUGUGUGUUUUGUUAAGUUUUACAUUUUAACAAAACGGGACCGUUUUUACUAUUCAAAAUUAAAUACAGAAAGGAGAAAAAAUAAUCCUGGAGUCGUCGGAUUUAGAAAGAGGCAAGCUUGCUUGCUACGGAUUAUCGUCAAGUUCGCUAAUGGAACAGACGACGUUUGGGGAGGUGAACCAGCUUGGCGGAGUGUUUGUCAACGGUCGACCCUUACCUAAUGCCAUCCGACUUAGAAUUAUAGAGCUUGCUCAGAUGGGAGUGAGACCAUGUGAUAUAUCUAGACAACUUAGGGUGUCACAUGGAUGUGUUAGUAAAAUACUUGCCAGGUACAAUGAGACUGGGUCAAUACUUCCUGGAGCCAUUGGUGGCAGCAAGCCAAGAGUUACAACACCCAAUGUUGUUAAACAUAUAAAAAUAUACAAGGAGAGGGAUCCAGGGAUAUUUGCUUGGGAAAUAAGGGACAAAUUGCUUGCGGAUGGCGUCUGUGACAAAUAUAAUGUGCCUUCAGUGAGCUCAAUAAGUCGGAUUCUUAGAAACAAAAUUGGAGGGAGUACUUCACCAACGAGCCAAAGUCCUAAUAUGGAAUCAAAGAACAUAAUGGGCCCACCACCACCAGGCCCAUUAUACAACCCUCAGUUUCCAAUGUAUCAAUAUUCUUGCCCACCACCUUCAAUGCCCUCUUGUGCACCACCACCGAUACCCGCUCCUCAACCGAGCUUUCCGCAAUUAAACCAUCAAAUGAAUAAUAAAUCACAGAUGUCUAAUUGUGUUACGCCGUGCAUGAUGCGAGCCUGGGCAUCCUCUCACUCUGUGAAUGACAUUUUGGGUUUCAGGGCUCCAACCCAACCAAUGUCUCAAUCAGCACCCAUGCCUAUGCCAUGUGAACCAAUGAACAAUCCUCAUCAAAUCAGCCAAAACUAUAACAUGAACUAUUACGGAAUGAAACAAACUGUUCAACCUAUGUACUUACAAAGCUGAGACCAAACACUAACCUUGAAUGAAUAUAUUUGGCAGAUACUUUGGCAUAUGAGCAUGCAUUAUUCCAAAUUACUAGAGUGCGUAAACAACUGUAAAGGCCAACCACGAGGAGGAGGAAGGCGAGAAUGAAUAAGAAUGAAGUUUCAAGGAAAAACUUGGCAAAAUAUUUGUAUACACCAACAGUUUUAGUUUAUAAUAUUAUACUAGAGAGUACAGAGGUCUUGCUAGAAAUGGGAUGGGCACGAUAUUUACGUGUCUUCCUUCAUCUUGAAAUUUCUUCAUGAACUGAAAAAAAAUAUUGUGAUCAUAACAUGGGAGCUGAAAAACACAGGAAGUGUGUAAUUUGAAAUUCCUGGAUCAUAAAAAUAGUGAGUAGUGUUUAGAAUUACAUCUAAAUGAACGCUAUAUUGUUACACAUAUCAAACGGUAGUAACAUCGGUUAUCUCACUUCAAACGCGCCACAAAAGCAGUUACACCACAGUCUUUAGAUAGCUGGAUCAAAAGGAAAUAUUUGAAAAAGUUAAAAGAUUGUAAAACGAAUUAAAACUUCGAAGAAGUAUAUCAGUGACAUGUUUUACUCGUAUUAUUCGUUGACCAACCUAUACAAGAUCUUAUUAAUUCUCAAGGGUCUCUUGUUUCUGAUUAAUUCUAGUAAAUAAUACAAAAAGAACCCAUUCUGAAUGUGCAACUAUGAAAUAGUUUGUUGAUGUAUUCAUUACAUUCUUCGUAAACGCCGACAUUUACGUUCUUUGAUAAUCUUAGUAAUUAUAAAUGUAGUACCAGACAACAGUUUUACACGAGGUAUAUUAAUGCACUUUCCUUAAGGUAAUUGGUCUUUUCAGUAUGGUUUGAAACUGUAUCUUCUUGUAUGAAAUGUAAGUGUUCAAAAAGAUUUUUUUUUCAAGAUGUGGAAUUUGCAACAUACAAAUAAUUAGCAUUUACAUCCAAAAAUAGGGGUUCAUAUCACAAAUUACAAUUUCUUUAUAAAAAAAAUAGUUUGCCUCGUUAGCAAUUUUACAAUAAUACUAAUCAACUAAAAACUACAUUAAAAUUACAAACAUUUUGGUUUUUAGAGGAUUGCGGCUGUAAACUAACGAAUAAGGGAACAUGUUUAUAGUAUGUAUAUUUCGAUUAUAUCUCCACCACGGAAGAACAGUUUUACUAACCAUUAUUUCUCGGUCAAAGAAUAUUUAUUCAUACAUUCAUUAUACAAUAUAAUUGUUCAGUUUUCAUAAUUUCGUUUUUGAUGUCUUGUUUUUCAAAAAAUAAUACCCCGAUGAAAAUGGUUAUUCUCAUUUGUAUUGAUGUGACAUGUAUAACAUUUGAAUUUUAUGUCUCAUUUCACAUGCAUAAUAUGUUGUAGACUGUAUUCCAGGUUUAAUGUCAAGGACUUAUAUCACAGUUGUAUUUAAUACAGCGAGAUUAAAAUGUCAAUGAAAUCAA